AUGCUCGAUUUGAGAGUUUUGGUCGGCUAUUUCCUGAAAGGAAGUUUUUGAAAGUUUCUGGUAGCGCUUGGAAUGGCUCAGAGUGCUUUUAGUGCGUAGUGUAGUGAAAAAUGCUGAACUUUUAUUCCACUGUACAGCCUCAACUGUUCGAUAAAUGGAAUAAUUAUUUUUUACAAUGGAACCGCGCCCUUGAGCGGAAAGAUUUCCUGAUAUCCUAUGAGCGCUAUCAAACAUCGACCAACGCAAACCGACGGCUCCCCGCGGAGUGCGCCAUCCGGCGAAGAACAAGAUAUAUCAACGGCUCCCCGCGGUGCGCGCUAUCAAACACGACCAAAGAUGGGUCGACGGCUCCUACAGAUAUGAUCGCCCCUGCACCAUCGAAGGCAUCCUCUCUCCCAACCAGGUCUCCCAGCCCAAAAUGUCCAACCUCGACUGCGUCGACUCUCCUGAAGACGUCGUCGAAAUGAUCCAAGUGGUGUAGAAACCCAUCAUGGAUCUCAUGAAACGCCAGGAGCUCUACGAUUCCUACUGCUGCAAAUCAAACUGCGUGAAAACCCUCCACCACCUCCACAUUCACCAAAGCGGUCGCCGCCGCCCCGAAGAUCACCAUCGCCCCACGGAUAUUCGGUCCAGCCGGGGAGCGAACACUCACCCAACACUUCACCAACGCAGUCGAGGAACCUCUCUCCAGCACCUUCCAAAGCGUCGAGCAGACUCCAACGGUCGCCGGUAACCUUUCACCAACGCCGAACAACAAAGCGUACAAAGGAUUUCAAAUGCGAAGAAUCGUCCGAGAUGCCUCGACUGCGUAUUCUGUCGACAACCUCACUUCAGCGACUUAUGUUGCGUCGAUAAGCCGUAGAUCGAUAGACAAAUCUGCUCCGCCAGGACGCUUGCACCACUUGUCUAAGGAGACAUCGAGGAGCCUGCAACACUCGCCUACGACGCAGAUACUGUGACAGCAGUGAGCAUAACAGUUCUCUGUGUGCACUAUGAGCGUUGGAAUUCGAGAAUAUGGACAGCUGAGCCCAGGCUGCUUGACUACACCGACAGCAACAUGGAAAAGACUUCCCUCCGGAGCGCUCGAUCAGCAAAGGGCUUCAAGUACAGCUUCUUAGGGAAGGUCAACCUCCAUUGGGAAACAUACAAUUCAGCACACAUUCCUUGUCUCCGAUAAAGAGAUAUUUCCUGCCACAGUACUCAUUGGAUACGACGUAAUGACAGCUCUCGAUGAGCAAGGAGUAACUACAGUUCUCCACUAAAGCAAAGGAACGCUAGAAGUCGGGAACAGCACAUUUCGCCUACUUCAACGGGCGAGUCACCCUUUGCUCACGCUUUAAAGAAAAUCAACGUCACCGGCGCAGCAAGCGUAGUGAUACCGGCAAACACCACUCGCAGAGUUCACAUGAGAACUCAAGGAACAAGGACCAGCUUCUGCUCUUGCGCCCUCCAGACAACGGCGACAUCACCUUUAUGGACACCAUCACAAGUCCAGGGAACAUGACCGUCAGAAUCACUUACGUUUCUAAAAACACCUAUACGAAGCUGCUCAAGAAACUAAACCUUCAACGCUGUGCUAUCGACAAUGCUGAACAAAAAGAACUGAGAGAAGACAUCCUUGAUAAUCCCAGCGGGUUCUUAAACGACGACGUGAACAUUGGGAUGUUCCCAGGAUCAAAAUCUAAUCGACAUUCGAGACGACCUGCCCUUCCAAGGCCUAGGAUCCACAGAAUACCACUAGUGAAACGAGAUGAAGUCGAACGUCAAAUACAGGAACUUCAAGCGCAAGGAGCCAUCGAACUUUCGUUAACGACCUUCACGAGUCCCUUUGUGCUUAUUGAAAAUAUGGAAUCUACAUGGCGAUUCACAGAAGACUACAGACUCAACGCUGUCACGAAAAAACAGGUCUACCUCAUCCCUGUCGACUUCACAGCCGGAACCAAGUUUGUUCACGAACUUUAACCCUAUACAUGAAUUCUUUCAGAUACAACUUCGAGAAGAAGGCCGACCGCAUUCCCAACCCCAGCUGA
Messenger RNA from Caenorhabditis auriculariae, 2030 nucleotides. NCBI's taxonomy places the organism in Eukaryota, Metazoa, Nematoda, Chromadorea, Rhabditida, Rhabditidae. The record is from the annotation of a GenBank genome assembly.